GGGGGUACUCUACUCCCUUUCCUCCGCCAAUGACUCUGCAGUUGAUCGUUACCCUGAAUCGUAUCUCCCGGAUGCACAGCGACUUGAUGAGCAAGUCUAAUUUUGACCCGCCCAGAAGAACAGGCUCUUUCGUCAUUGCACGCUGGCUGUUACAUAACGGCUUUAGCUUGAGUAAACAUGGACUGAGAGAGAUAGAAAGAACGAAACAUCAAAGGUAGCAACUAUAUAGCAUGUACAUGUAUAGCAGGAUAGCAACUGACAGCUUACACACAAGUUGUACAGGGCCAGGGCUACUAUACUACGCGCCAAGGGCUAACUAUCAACUGGACGGGUUUUAGAUUAUGCAAGAACAAGCAUUUUAUGGUGUUUCCCGUCGAAACAUUGCUAUGGUUUCAACUAUCUGAAUCGGGAUGGAAUUACAGACCAAGGAUCCCAACUCCAACCCACCCGCUGUUGGUGAACAAGUGCCUGGAGCUUACCCAAUACAGCAACCAUGGCAACCCACUGCUUAUCCAACCCAACCUCAGCCGCAGGCUGCCGGGCAACCGCCGCCCGCGCUAGCCGGCCAGACCGUGGUGACAGCCCAGCCCGUGGGAACGACCUACGUCACCAUGCCCAUGCAGGUGUUCUCUCCAGAACCCAGGGCCAUGCAGUGCACCAACUGCGGGAAAAACAUCACCACCGAGACCCGAAAAGCGAACGGCGCUGCAGUCUGGGUGGUAGUCGGAUGGAUAUGCCUCAUGACGAUUUGGUGUUGCAUGUGGCCCUUCGCCUUUAUCCCACUCUGCAUGCCGAGCCUGAAGGACACCAUUCACAGCUGCCCUGAGUGCAAGUUCAUUCUAGGAAAGCACUCACCAGGCGGAGCCAGUCUCUGAGAGCUUGGAACUGGGGCCAAUUCUUAACAUAGGGGAUCAUCUCAACGAAUCCAGUUUUUAAUUGCGUUUUCUUUGCGGGUGUUAAAUUUGUUGAAAGAAGAACUUGGGUUUCUUCGUGUAAGUUAAUGAUUUAUAUGAUCCAGUACUUGUAUUCAGGGGUUAUUUACUCGCAUUUCGUUAACAAUUUAAAAACUAAUCUUCAGAAUGUGCCACGACUGAUGUGUUCGUCAUAGGGGUUUGGGAAGCGGAAACCGUCGUUCUGUGCAUGCGCAAAGCGGUCCAAAAGUGUUGUCUGAGGAAACUUAUUAGUGGACUUAAAGAGGAAUGUGAAGAUGUUUGAAGGUUUUUGUUUAUUAUAUUUUUAAUUUGAUUUUCCAAAUAACGAUUAAAAAUGAAAAGUGUAACUUUUACGGAGUAGAAGCUAAAAGUGACUUUUUCGAUGUUGUAUAUUUCAGAGUGAAAGAGUUGCUGAGCAAUUUUGACCAGUUGCUCAUGGCGGCUUUCCUUGACGUGUUUGUACUUGUGUUCUUUUCGUGUUUUGUAUGUACACAUUUAAUAGUAGUAGGCCUGAUCUGACAAAGGUUUCUCAAGGGAAUUUUUCCCAAUUUUAUUUUCAUGACAGAAAAUUUUCCUGAAGUUUUUAGAAUGUAUCUUCCGAUUUCAAAGUCGGUGUGAGUAUCACAGUUUUUUAGAUUUAUAAUUGAAUGGAAGUAUCAUCAUUUAGAAUUGUUGCCUUCAUUUAUAGAGAACAAUUCUUGAAACCCUGUUUGUUUCUUGCAGAGUGUGUUGAAGUGUAAAGUUCUUAGGAGCUAGUAGCGAUCGUCUUUUUAUACUAUAGCUAUUGUCCCGUCGACGAAUGUUUAACAGCGAUCAGGCAGUUUUUACAUAAAAAGAAUAAAAUCCCUUAUGUCUGGAGAUAUAUUGUUCUCUACUAUAAAUAAAGUAGCAAAAUUCAGUUUGACGUGUAUAUUGGAUUUUUUGGCAUGAAAAGUCGAUGGAUAGAUGUUUGAGACACAACAUAUGUGCACCUGUCGAUAGAACUAAUACCACUUUUAUUGGCUUUUACAUUUACAUAUUUCCGUAACUAACCGGGUAUACGCCUUAAAACCGCUCUACUUUUGACCAUUUAGAUAAUUCACAAUAAAUGUACAUGUACACAA
This is a messenger RNA of Acanthaster planci (crown-of-thorns starfish), 2035 nucleotides long. Its product is annotated as lipopolysaccharide-induced tumor necrosis factor-alpha factor homolog. Gene Ontology annotation, cellular component: cytoplasmic side of lysosomal membrane; cytoplasmic side of late endosome membrane; nucleus. The record is from RefSeq and is a predicted model, not a curated record. Gene Ontology annotation, molecular function: zinc ion binding. Lineage: Eukaryota; Metazoa; Echinodermata; Asteroidea; Valvatida; Acanthasteridae.